Molecule: messenger RNA, 1152 nt
Organism: Komagataella phaffii GS115
Lineage: Eukaryota; Fungi; Ascomycota; Pichiomycetes; Pichiales; Pichiaceae
Exons: 1
Coding region: 1-1152 (383 amino acids)
Biological process (GO): CENP-A containing chromatin assembly; DNA replication-dependent chromatin assembly
Cellular component (GO): nucleoplasm
Molecular function (GO): histone binding
Source: RefSeq, a predicted model, not a curated record
AUGGCAUUGUCUAAUGAAGUUGAGGCAUUGGUGAACCAAGGAGUAAAACUACUGGCUUCUAAAAAGUACGAUGAUGCUGCAGAGAAAUUCUCGAAUGCCUGCGAGUUGCACUUGCAAGAGACUGGCAGAGAUGAUGCAGGAUUGCUGUUUCUUUAUGGUAAGGCGCUCUUUGAAAACGCAGUUUCCAAGUCCGAAAUUCUAGGUGGUCAAUCAGAGGAGCAGGAAGAAGAAAAACCGCAGCAGGAUGAUGAAGCUAAUGAAGUUGGGAAGGAUGGAACAGGAAACUUUUCAUUCAGUGAGGACGUCCCCCUCGCUGAAGCUGAUGAGGAUCAAGUAGUAGCAGCUGAAGAAGAAGCUGAAGACGAAGUUCAACAAGAAGGGCCAAAAGAUACAAAGCAUGAUGGUAACCAACAGAGUGCCUCAGAAGAGCACGAAGAGAAUGAAAAUGUGCCUAAAGAGGAUUCGGAAUUUGAUAUUGCCUGGGAUGUUCUGGAUUCCGCACGAGGACUUUUUGAAGAGCAAUUGAAACAGCAUCCACAAACGGUACCUGAUGUUCCUCCUCUGAAGGGCGUCAGAGAUGAGCCAAAGGAUCAAAUAACCAAAAUCAAAAAGAAUUUGGCCGAUGUUUACGACUUUUUGGGUCAGGUGUCAUUGGAAACUGAAAACUUUGCUCAAGCAUCCAUAGAUUUUGCCAAUUGCUUAAAGUAUCGUAAAGAAUUAUACCCUGCAUAUAGUCAGCUCAUCAGUGAGUCCCAUUACAUGAUCUCACUAGCGCUGGAGUUCACAAAAGAGGAAGGAGCCAAUGAAGAGGAGACUUUAAAACUUGAAGAGAAAGCCAGGUUACAGGCAGUUGAACACAUGAAACAAGCAAUAUCAUGUAUAAAACAGAGAUACAGUCUGCCGGAAACCACUUCGAAAGAUGAAAACUUAUUGCAAGACAUGGAGCAACGACUCCAGGAAUUGGAGAGAGACCCACUGAAAGAGUUGGAGCAACAAAAGAUGGACAUUUUAAAAGGAAUCCUGGGCCAAGCAACUUCAAACUCAUCUUCCGAAAAGGAACAGGAUGCCAACAAGCCAGUCAACGACCUAACGGGAAUGGUAAGGAAAAGAAAAGCGAACGUCAAAAACUCACCUAACAAAAGAACGAACUAA